GUAGAUAACAACAAACAAGAUGAGGACACCUAUCUGCCGUCCAUUGUAAAUAAUGUACAAAUAUGUCUGGGACGCUUUCUCUUUUGACUUCAGGAAAAUAUUUAGUUUCUAUAUUGAAAUCUCUUUGUAAACAUAUAUACUCGAAGUAUACUUUAGAUAGAUUUCAACUAUUAUUGGCUGAACAGCACUACGUUGCAGUGUAGGGAGGGGGUCAUUUAUGUCAUACUUUGGGAAAUCAUUGCCCACUUGAGUCGAGAUUUGUUGUGUGUCGAAAUAUAUUCAUGUCUCAAUGGUUUGUCUGAUAUCUCCGGGAGGAAUUUGUUCAGUGACUACAGAGAUCUACAGUGACCUGAAAACUCAAAGAAAUGCAUUGAUGACUGCUUUAGCAAUGAUAUGCCCAGAAGAUCCUUACCUGUUCAUUAUCAACAAACUUUUGCAUAUCAAAGAACAAGGACUUCAAUCUGUUCAUUGGGACAUGUUUCUUGAUGAGACUAUUAAAUCCAGGAGAGCAUUGUAUAAAUGCAGAUUUGAAUUUUCUUUUGAAGAUGAUGAAGAUGAAAAUGUAUGAGAUAAUAUCUCUGUUUAUCACUACACUUUCUUUCUCUCUCUCUCUCUCUGUGUAUAUAUAUAUAUAUAUAU
Molecule: messenger RNA, 639 nt
Organism: Octopus sinensis (East Asian common octopus)
Lineage: Eukaryota; Metazoa; Mollusca; Cephalopoda; Octopoda; Octopodidae
Product: dynein regulatory complex subunit 6-like
Exons: 4
Coding region: 290-568 (92 amino acids)
Source: RefSeq, a predicted model, not a curated record